AUGCGGUGCGUUCACAUUCUUCUUCUAACUGCCUGGACAGUCACUCACUGUCUGAAGACAGAAAAUGAAGUGUCUGGCUGGGUAGGAGGGUCACUCAGUAUCCCGUGUCACUACAAUCCCAACGAUAAAGGACAUGUGAAAUAUUGGUGCAAAGGAUGGCAAUGGCACUCCUGUAAAAUUAUAAAACAAAGUGAUUCUCCAGAGAAAGGUGACACCAGAAUAUCCAUACAAGAUGAUAAAGACCGCAGUGUGUUCGUUGUGUCUUUGAGUGGUCUGACAAAGGCAGAUUCAGGCCCGUACUGGUGUGGCAUCAAGAUCAGUGAAGAUGGGGCCUUCCUGCGGCUGAAAGUCACAGGCCCAUCUAACUUGUGGGUGGAUGAAACAGUUAUCACUGGUCAAGAAGGAGGAUCUGUCAGUAUUCAGUGUUACUAUACUCCUGAAUUUGAAGACCAUAUGAAAUUCUUAUGUAGAGGCAUGGAAUGGAGCUCUUGUGAAAUUCUGGUGCAGUCGGGUGCUCGAAGUUCUAAAGGGAACGUGACCCUCAGAGACGACAAGAAAGAGCGAGUCUUCACCGUGAGUCUGAGUAAACUGGAAAUAAAAGAAUCUGGAUACUAUUGGUGUGCUGUUGAGAAAAGAGGAGUUAAAAAAGGGACAUCUAUAGACUUCAGGAUUUUUGCCUCUCCUUAUCUGUGGACAAAUAAAUCAUUAAUCCACUUUCAAAAGGGUGGAUCAGUCAGCUUUCAGUGCCAUUACAAUAAGGAUUACAAAGACCAAGUAAAAAGCUGGUGCAAGGGGUCUGAAUGGAGCUCCUGUGAUACCAUAAGGUGGUCAGACAGAGAGAAGGUGACGCUCGCUGACAAUAUUAAGCAGACAUUCUUCACUAUCAGUGUCAAUGGAUUAGAGAUCGAGGACUCUGGAGAUUACUGGUGCUCUGUUAAGAAGAAAGGAAUAUCUAAAGGAGUACACAUGGAGCUGAGGGUCAAUGCUUCUUCAUCCUAUCUAUGGACAAAUACCUCUUUGAUCAUUGGGCAGGCAGGGGAAGCUGUCACCCCCAUUGUUAUUAUAAUCAAGAAUACAAAGAUCACUUGA
Molecule: messenger RNA, 1089 nt
Organism: Polypterus senegalus (gray bichir)
Lineage: Eukaryota; Metazoa; Chordata; Cladistia; Polypteriformes; Polypteridae
Product: polymeric immunoglobulin receptor-like
Exons: 5
Coding region: 1-1089 (362 amino acids)
Source: RefSeq, a predicted model, not a curated record